ACCCUCUAAAUCACAAAUUGUCAAAACCCCAAAUUGGACAAAUUCACAAAACGAGAACUGCCCCAAAUUUCCAUCUGAUCAACAAACAAACAUGGACAAACUAGACAAGCUAAAAAUGGCAUCAUCAUCACUAGGCGAACGAUUAAAAACAGGAGGAGCCCAAAUGAGUCGAAUAGUAAGCGCAAAAAUGAAAGAAAUUCUACAGGGUCCAACACCAGAAUCGAAAAUGGUAGACGAGGCGACAUUAGAAACUAUGGAAGAACCUAAUUGGAGUUUAAACCUCCGAAUUUGCGGUAUGAUUAAUAGUGAAGAGUUUAGUGGUACGGAGAUUGUUAAGUCGAUUAAGAAGAAGUUGGUUAUGUCGAAGAGUGUGGUGACCCAGAGGUUGAGUUUGGAUUUGCUUGAGACUUGUACGUCGAAUUGUGAGAAGGUUUUUUCUGAGGUGGCGUCUGAGAAAGUGUUGGAUGAUAUGGUUAAAUUGAUUGAUGAUCCGAAAACUGAUAGUGGGAAUCGAAUUAAGGCUAUGGAGUUGAUUUCUGCUUGGGGAGAAUCGGAGGAGCUCAGUUACUUGCCCGUGUUUCGUCAAACUUACAUGAACUUGAAGAGGCAAUAUCCCCUGGAGUCGCAUAUGAAUGAGCAGCUACUCUCACCACCUGAAAGCUACCCUAUUCCUGAUACAGUGUUGCGGAAUCAUGAGCGUUCCACUUACAUUGGUGAAUCCGCUGAAGAGAAGAAGGAAUUUCUUGUAGUAACACGGAACCGUCUUGAGAUCCUUUCCAGCAUAUUGAAUUCUGAACUUGAGCCUAAGCCCAUCAAGGAUGAUCUGGCAGUGAGCAUGUUGGAGAACUGCAAGCAGUCUUUGGCAGUUAUACAAAGAAUUGUGGAAUCGACCUCAGGGGAUGAAGGAUUGAUGUUUGAAGCUUUAAAUCUUCAUGAUGAGCUUCGACAAGUCAUUUCCAGGUACAAGGAGAUGGAAGCAGCUCUAGACUCGGAAGAAAGGCUGCCUAAAACAUCUGAAAAUGGAAGUGGCCUGCCCAAUACAGCUCCAGAGUCGGGAGAAAGACUGCCUAAAACACCUGAAAAUGGAAGUGGCCUGUCUAAUGUUGCUAAUACCAGUGAAGCCAAUUUAGAGAUGCUGUCUUUAAAUGCAAGUGAAAGUCAUGUUGUUGCACCUACAAAAGGAGAAAACAGUCCGUCACUCCAUGAGGAUGUGAAGCCGGGUAUUUCAGGGGAGGAAAAGCUCGACUAGAAUAGGUAAAGCAGGUGUAGUAGUGUCUCUUCUUUUCCCCUUCUAAUUUACAAGUUAAUAUAGUUUUGCAGUUUGUUAACAAGUGGAUCUGUUUUUGUGUAUAUGUAUUACUGGGUAUAAUUUGCAAACAUCAGCUUGUAAUAACUACUAGUUCAUGGGAUUUUAAAUUAUAAUUUCUGAAGUGUUACUUCAUCAUCAGUUAA
Capsicum annuum is the source of this 1452-nucleotide messenger RNA. Its product is annotated as TOM1-like protein 2. Gene Ontology annotation, molecular function: phosphatidylinositol binding; ubiquitin binding. Gene Ontology annotation, biological process: protein transport to vacuole involved in ubiquitin-dependent protein catabolic process via the multivesicular body sorting pathway. The record is from RefSeq and is a predicted model, not a curated record. Lineage: Eukaryota; Viridiplantae; Streptophyta; Magnoliopsida; Solanales; Solanaceae. The transcript has 3 exons. The coding region runs from base 92 to 1249 and encodes 385 amino acids.